AUGGCGGCCCCUGUAAAUAUAGAUAUGCCUAAACUAAUAUUGGAUAAUGGUGGAGGAUUAAUAAAAGGAGGAAUACUUCCAAGUUAUUCUCAAUUAAAUGAAUCAUCACUUGAUAUAGAGCCUAAAUUUAUUGUACCAAAUUGUGUGGGUCAAAUAAGAAAAAAAAAUAUUUUUCACAUAAGUGAUAGUUGCUAUAAUAUUUGCGAAUAUUUUUGUCAUCGUCCUCAUGUAGAUGGUUUAUUAUUAGAUUUAGAAAUGCAAACAAAAAUAUGGGAAAAAAUAUUUUCAUGCAAACAAAAUAUUGGAUAUAAAAUAAAUGAUAUGGCUAUUUGUGUUACUGAAUCAUAUUUAACUCCGGCAUAUAUAAGACAAGGUGUUAUUGAAUUGUUAUUUGAAUAUUUUAACUUUGAACAAAUUGUUAUUGUAUCUUCACAAACUAUGUUACCAUUUUCUUAUAUUGGUUUAAAUUUAGGACAAUAUGAUAUUUUAAAUCCUCCAAUUUUUAAAAAAGAUAAUUAUUUAUUAAAAAAACAAUAUGUACAAAGAAAAAGAAAAUCUGAAAAAAAUAAUGUUAAUAAUUUUUAUAAUAAUAAAAAUGAUAGUCCUAAAAGAAAUAUCAAUACAUCUCUCAAUAGUUUAAAUAUUGAAGAAGAAGAAGAAGAUUAUGGUGGAAACAAAGAUAACACAAAUUUAUUUAACAUAAAAAAAGAAAAAAAUAUGAGCGAAGAACAUAUUGAAUAUAAUAAUGAUGACGUAAAUAGAGAUGACGUAAAUAAUGUAGUAACAGAAGAUAUACGAAAAGAGUCAUAUAAUGAAGGAAGUAAUGAAUAUAUAGAAAAUUAUGAACAAAAUAAAUAUAUGGAUGAUAAUUUAUUAGUUAAUAGACAUAUUUUUGUAAAAAAUAUAGAAUGUUAUAAUAAAUAUGCACAUGAAUUAUAUAUGAAUAAAUUAUAUCAUGGUGAAAAUUGGCAAGAGUAUUAUUUUAAUUCUUUUUUUAAUAAUAAUGUUAUCCAAGAAUAUAAAUGUAAUAAGCCUCUUAAUAUCGAAUCGUAUGCAGAUGGAAACACCCGAAUAAAUGAUCACCGUUCUUCAUUUAACAAAAAUAAUAUAAAUUUCGUAAAUAAACUAAGUUAUAAUAAUUAUAUAGGAAAUAAUUUUUUAUAUCAAGAUCCAAGCUUUUUGUUACCAGAUAAAAUUGAUAUAUAUAAAAAUUAUUAUGAUAAAAAUUAUAAAGAUUUAAACAUGUUUAAAGAAUAUUAUAAUUCUACAUAUAUAAAUGAUUUUUACACUAAUUUAAUAAAUGGCAAUUAUAAUUUAUCAUUAAGAAACCCUUGUGCAUUAUAUAUAGAUGUAGGAUUUUCACAUACAUAUAUAUUACCAUAUAUUGAAUAUAAGGUAAUAGAUUAUGCAAUUUUAAGAACAAAAGUAUCUGCAUCUAUUUUAAAUACUUAUUUAAAAAAUACGCUUUCAUAUAAACAUAUUAAUUUAGAACAUAAUGAAUUACUUGUUGAAAAUAUUAAAGAGAGAGCUUGUUAUGUAUCAUUAGAUUAUGAAAAAGAUUUAGAAAAUGAAAAAAAACGUUUAGAAAAAAUUAAAAAACAAAAAAUUCAAAAUAAAUUGGAUAUGAGAUCUGAAAUUUUAAUGAAAGAAAAAAAAAAAGACGAACAUGCUAUGGAAUCAAAGAAUGAUGAAAAUGGGUUCUUUGGUGAAUAUGAUAACGAAUCUGUAGGAACUAAAACAAAGCAUUCCACUGAGUUGGUAGGAACUGAAACAAAGCAUUCCAAUAAGUUGGUAGGAACUGAAACAAAGCAUUCCACUGAGUUAGUAGGAACUGAAACAAAGCAUUCCAAUAAGUUGGUAGAAACUGAAAAGGAAUACAAACGAACUGACACAAUAGAUGAAAAUAAAUUAAUAGCCAUGGAUAAAAUGGUUAAUGAUAAUAUUAACCAUAGUGAACAACAAAAUAAUUUAAAUAAAACCAAUUUAAACACAUCAGUUAAAAGUAAAAUAAAUAAUGAUUCAGAUGAAAUGAAUCAAAGAAAAAGAAUUAAUAAUAAUAAAAGAAAAAAAAAAAAAAUAAUAGAACCACACUUAUUAUAUAAAUAUAAAUUACCUGAUUAUAAUAAUGCAACAAAACGUGAAAUAAAUCAAAUAUUUGAUACAUUAAAAAAUAAUAGUUCAAAUGAUUGUAUAUAUUUAGAUUCCGAUUAUGAUUAUAAACAAGAAUUUUCUAAUUAUAAAGAAGAAGAUACAUUUAUAACAAAUUUCAACGUCAAAAAUGAAAAUACACAAAAAAAUGAUGAUAAUAUAAUUAACUUAACAAAUGAGAGAAUAGGAAUACCUGAAAUUUUAUUUAAUCCUCAAGAUGUUAAUUUAAAUCAUUGUAGUAUUGUAGAAUUAAUAUAUAGAUGUAUAUCAUUAUUACCAAAAGAGAUACAAAAAUAUUUUCUUUCACAAAUAUAUAUAUCAGGUGGAUCAACCAAAUUUAAAAAUUUUAAACAUAGAUUAUAUAAAGAGUUAAGAGCUAUAUUUCCUACAGAAUGGGAAAUAAACAUUUAUUCUCAUAAAAAUAGUUUAUAUAGUAAUUAUAUAGGUACAUAUGUUUGGUUAAGUGACCAAAACAUUUACAAUUAUAACUUAAUUACAAGGCAGCAGUAUUUUAAUAAUGGAAGCAAAACUUGA
This is a messenger RNA of Plasmodium yoelii, 2682 nucleotides long. RefSeq lists its product as uncharacterized. Gene Ontology annotation, cellular component: Swr1 complex. NCBI's taxonomy places the organism in Eukaryota, Apicomplexa, Aconoidasida, Haemosporida, Plasmodiidae. The record is from RefSeq and is a predicted model, not a curated record. The coding region runs from base 1 to 2682 and encodes 893 amino acids. Gene Ontology annotation, molecular function: nucleosome binding. The transcript has a single exon.